AUGGCGGUCGACACCAGCUACUUGACCACUCAGGUCAACAACAUUGUCUCUCAGCUACAUGGAAUCUUUGAUGAUAUUGGGGUUCCGAGCCAUGAGCGAGAGACGCGAGAGGCAGAGCUCUUUAGUGCUCUGUCUGAGACCCUGAACAAUCACCUCAAGAUUGUUGAUGAUGAGAGGACCAACAUGACGGAGGAAGGACAACGACUUGUUACUGCUAUUCGACAGAUGGAAGAGUCUCUGGUAGACGAGAAGGCGAACGGGAAGUAUCACUUGGACCAAAAUGAUUUGCGCGUCACAUACCCCCUCAACCGCUGUCUGUCUUUUCUCCGCGACAAGCAUGGCGCAAUGAAAAAGCUGCACCAAGAACGAUUUGAACAGGUCAAGAAACUUGUCGAGGCUCUCGAGUCAUAUUCUUCCCACCUGGAAUCCACGUUCGUGUCUAUCGAGCUUCCCCCAACAGCCCCUGGAUCGUCUAUCGCACCGAGCUUUGAUCUUUCCCCGUCAUAUGUUGCCGCAUUGGAUAACGAAUUCACGAGGGUCUACGAAGAGUAUCACCGACGUGUUGAUUUUGUCAAAUCUACAUGCGAAGAGAUCAUAAAACUCUGGGCCGAGCUGGGUACGCCCCAGGUACAGACCGAUGCCGCAAUUGUCAAGUACUACCGCGAAUCUCCCGAACAGCUGGGUCUUCACGAAUCUGACCUGGCCAACCUGAUGACGAAGCGCGAAAAGCUGUUGGAAGAAAAGAAAACACGUGAGCGCAAGCUGAAGGAGCUACGGGCGGCGGUGGAAUCCCUGUGGGAGCGCUUUGGCGUUGAAGAUGGUGAUAGGAAAGCCUUCCUCGCAGCCAAUCGCGGAUGUGGACUGCGAACAAUCAACGAAUUCGAGGAGGAACUGGGACGUCUCAACGAACUUAAACGACAGAACUUGCACCUUUUCGUGGAAGACGCGCGCUGUCGACUUCAGGAACUCUGGGAUGGUCUCUAUUUUUCGGAAGAGGAAAUGCUUGACUUCACACCUGCCUUUUCCGAUGUCUACAGCGAUGCUCUUCUUGAAGCCCAUGAAGCGGAAAUUGCGCGAUUAGAGGCCCUGACGGAGCAACGUGCCCCCACACUGCAGCUGAUCGCGAGGCACAAGAGCCUGCUCUCUGAGCGUGAGGCUCUGGCUAUCUCGAGUCAGGACGCUUCGCGUCUCAUGGCGCGCGGCAACAAAGGAGAGAGACGUGACCCCGGUAAACUUUUGAGAGAGGAGAAGAUGAGGAAGAGGAUUGCCAAAGAGUUGCCAAAGGUUGAGGCAGACCUAAGAAAAGAACUUGAGAGGUGGGAGGAAGAAUUUGGAAGGCCAUUCCUUGUUCAAGGUGAAAGAUACCUUGAUGAGCUUACCCCCGUCACUGCCAAACCUCCACCACGCUCUAAGACACCAUCCGUCCCGCCUUCUGUAAGCGCGAAAGCAAGCUUUGGAAAGUCGCAGCCACCGUCGCGUCCAGCAAGCGUUAUGAGGGGGCCCCCGCCUCCUCGCUCGGCCACCAAGACGCCGACUGGAAAUUUUCCGACGAAGUACAACACCAUUGGCCCCAGUAGAGCAGGUGCCAGAUCGCCUUCUAAGAUCCCUGCUCGUGUUCCUUUGAGUAACAUGCCUUACGGGAACAACUCGAAUGAUCGUCGGGCAGCUCCCGGCUCUUACUCGACCAGCACGAUCAGCGGCAAGAUCCCAUCAUCGCGCCCUCCACCGCCCAGGAUGCGUGCAUUGACUGUUGAGUCAAAAGAGGCGAGAGGGAGCUAUUUGAUGGACCCCCCACGCAGUGCUAGUGCAUUAUCUAACGCAUUUGUGCGGCCGGUCAGUCCUGAAGACGUCUAUGAUGAUCGCAACCAGCGCUCAUUUAUGAGCUCUUCCAUAUUUUCUCAGCGAUCCACUGGGUUCUCUCAAUCCUCUCAAUCCUCGGCCUCUUCGAUAUCUUUGAACUCAUCUCUUCAGAGUUUCCCGCGACCAAAUCCUUACAUGCAACAUGCGCCUCCUCCUCCUCCUCCGGCACCUAGGCAGGUGUCAAACUCCUCCACCGUGGACACCGCGAUUACGGGAUCAGAGAAUUGGGAAACUUUCGACGAUGGGUCGGAUUCAGAAGUUGAUGCCAGUGACGUCUAUUACGCCAAGCUUCGUGCUGCCCACAAUAAGCGGUUCGCCCCUGAGGAAAACUCGUCCCUAGCGGGCAAGAAGGCCAAGGGGAUCAGAAGCGUCAGCCCAGAUGAGCCCAUGGACAACCAACAUGGGCAGAUGGUCAGAGUGGCGGGUAGUGACGCAGGCUGGACAGAUGAUAUGGAGCCCUACUAG
Molecule: messenger RNA, 2325 nt
Organism: Aspergillus clavatus NRRL 1
Lineage: Eukaryota; Fungi; Ascomycota; Eurotiomycetes; Eurotiales; Aspergillaceae
Product: putative microtubule associated protein (Ase1)
Exons: 4
Coding region: 1-2325 (774 amino acids)
Biological process (GO): microtubule cytoskeleton organization; mitotic spindle midzone assembly
Cellular component (GO): mitotic spindle midzone; cytoplasm; spindle
Molecular function (GO): microtubule binding
Source: RefSeq, a predicted model, not a curated record